Molecule: messenger RNA, 2455 nt
Organism: Galleria mellonella (greater wax moth)
Lineage: Eukaryota; Metazoa; Arthropoda; Insecta; Lepidoptera; Pyralidae
Gene: IntS11
Product: integrator complex subunit 11
Biological process (GO): snRNA processing
Cellular component (GO): nucleus
Source: RefSeq, a predicted model, not a curated record
AAAUCUUCUUCUUUCCCUAUUCACGCAAAAAAAGGAAUUAAAGGGCAUCAAUUUGGGUUCAACUAAUGAAUGUGGGUUAUUGGCAUUACAUUAUAUCAAAUGUUGUGGCAUCAUAUUUCUAGAUAUUGUGUAUAAACAGUUGCACAGAUAUUAAGAAUAUAUUUUUUAUAUGAAAUGAUGAUGUUUUGAUAAAAAAUUAACUAUAAAACAUAUAUUUUGUUUCCUUCAAAUUAUAAUAAAAUUAUCAAUUGAAUCUUUCUACUUAAUGGAAUUUUUAAAAGACUACAUUAUUUGUUCUUUGAGAAAAUAAAUUGUAAGUACAUACAUAAUAGCAGUGAACACAUAAGUGAUAUUUUGAUUAAAACAACGAACUGAAUCAAAAUAGUACCAUUAUUGGUUAUCUUUUAAAAUGUACUAUAGAUAUCGAAUCUAUAAAUUCCAAGGCGUGUUUAUCGUUAAAUACUUAUAAAAAGAAAAUUAUAGACCUAUAGUUAAAUAUCUACGAUAACCGGGUUCGAUGUCUGGUUAAUAGAAAUCAUACGAUUACACCACUAUUUUCAAAGUAUAUAAUAUUUUCUGCAGCUCACAAUGCCAGACAUAAAGAUCACUCCUUUAGGGGCUGGUCAGGAUGUUGGCAGAAGCUGCAUACCUUCCAUGGGUGGCAAGAACAUCAUGCUAGAUUGCGGCAUGCACAUGGGCUAUAACGACGAACGACGGUUCCCCGACUUCUCCUACAUUGUUCCCGAGGGUCCAAUUACAAGUCAGAUUGAUUGUGUCAUUAUAUCACAUUUCCACCUUGAUCAUUGUGGAGCUUUGCCGUACAUGUCUGAAAUGGUUGGGUACACUGGUCCAAUAUAUAUGACCCAUCCAACAAAAGCAAUAGCACCAAUUUUACUCGAAGAUAUGAGAAAGGUAGCUGUAGAAAGAAAGGGUGAGUCUAACUUCUUUACAUCACAAAUGAUAAAAGAUUGCAUAAAGAAAGUAACAGCAGUGACGUUGCACCAGUCUGUAAUGGUUGAUAAUGAACUUGAAAUUAAGGCCUACUAUGCUGGUCAUGUGUUAGGUGCUGCUAUGUUUUGGAUUCGAGUUGGCUCACAAUCCGUUGUGUAUACUGGUGAUUACAAUAUGACUCCAGACAGACACUUAGGUGCUGCAUGGAUAGAUAAAUGCCGACCAGAUCUAUUGAUAACUGAAUCAACAUAUGCAACUACUAUAAGAGAUUCUAAACGCUGCCGUGAAAGAGAUUUUCUAAAAAAAGUACAUGAAUGUGUAGAAAAAGGCGGAAAAGUACUUAUUCCUGUCUUUGCUCUUGGAAGAGCUCAAGAGUUAUGUAUCCUAUUAGAAACAUAUUGGGAAAGAAUGAAUUUAAAGUAUCCAGUUUAUUUUGCAUUGGGUUUGACAGAAAAAGCGAAUAAUUAUUAUAAAAUGUUUAUAACAUGGACAAAUCAGAAGAUACGCAAAACAUUUGUUCAAAGAAAUAUGUUUGAUUUUAAACAUAUUAAACCCUUUGACAAGUCAUACAUAGACAAUCCUGGGGCUAUGGUUGUUUUUGCAACACCAGGAAUGUUGCAUGCAGGCUUGUCACUUAAUAUAUUUAAGAAAUGGGCACCUUAUGAACAAAACAUGGUUAUAAUGCCUGGAUUUUGUGUCCAGGGCACAGUGGGGCACAAAAUACUUAAUGGAGCCAAAAAGAUUGAAUUUGAAAACCGACAGGUGGUGGAAGUUAAAAUGGCUGUUGAAUACAUGUCUUUUUCUGCACAUGCAGAUGCCAAGGGAAUUAUGCAAUUGAUACAAUAUUGUGAACCAAAGAAUGUUUUAUUGGUGCAUGGUGAGGCUCUAAAAAUGGAGUUUUUGAAGGAUAAAAUAGAGAAAGAGUUUAAUAUAAAUUGUUAUAUGCCAGCAAAUGGUGAAACAUGUGUUAUUACAACGCCAACUAAGAUUCCUGUUGAUGUUUCCCUGAGACUACUCAAAGCCGAGGCUGUUAGAUACAAUGCUCAGCCUCCUGAUCCAAAAAGGCGUCGUAUUGUCAAUGGAAUACUCUGUGUCAAAGAUAAUAGACUUUCUUUACUUGAUAUCGAUGAAGUGUGUGAUGAAAUUGGUAUCAAUAGGCAUGUUAUUCGUUUCACAAGUACUGUGCGGUUUGAUGAUUGUGGUCCUGCAGUAAAAACAGCAGAGAAGUUGAAAAGCUUGUUAGAAGAAAAGUUAGAAGGUUGGACCAUAACCAUAUCAGAAGGGAACAUAUCUGUAGAGUCUGUGUUAAUUAAAGUAGAGGGUGAUGAUAAUACAAAAAGUAUUUAUGUUUCAUGGACAAAUCAAGAUGAAGAUUUGGGCAGUUACAUUCUGGGCUUACUUCAGUCAAUGAUCCCAGAGUCUUAGUGGAAUAUAAAAACAAAGUUUCUUUAUUUUUGUAAUAGUUAUUAAGUUUUUUUUAUUAAUAAAUUACUUAUAGUUACAA